Durio zibethinus is the source of this 2339-nucleotide messenger RNA. Its product is annotated as O-fucosyltransferase 19-like. Gene Ontology annotation, cellular component: cytoplasm. The record is from RefSeq and is a predicted model, not a curated record. Lineage: Eukaryota; Viridiplantae; Streptophyta; Magnoliopsida; Malvales; Malvaceae.
UUCGCCUCAUUUUUCGCUUUUCUUCUAAAACCAUUUAUUAGCAAUAUUGCAAAAUCAUUCGACAGGAAACCAAAGCAAAGCACCUUUCACCACCACAAAACCAUUUGGUUUUGAAGAGUUUCAAAGUGUAAUUUUGAUGGUUGUUUUUGGGCUUGGUUAUAUCAAUGUUAACCAUUUCCAUGACAAGUAUAACAGAUAACUCCUCGAGGGUUUCUUCGAGGCUGUUAGGAUUCAUGACAAGGAGGAGAGUUUUUGAGACGACAGAGGAGCAAGAUGGCAACACCUUGCCGGUGAAAAGUCCGACAUUUUUACGUCGAAAAGGACGGUAUUGGCCGGAGCUUUUGAGGCCGGGGAGGUACUUCAGUAGGUGGAUGUUUUGGGGUAUGAUGGUGCUAGCCUUCGUGACUUUGCUUGCCAAGUUUGCUUUGAUGAACACUCUCCAAGACUUGAAUAAUGAUAGGGAGAAAUUCGUCACAAGUAUUGUGGUGGAGAAUUGGAAUAGGGCAAACAAAGUUGUCAAAGGAAGAGAUGAUGAUAAUGGUGACUUCAAGGAGAUUUCGUUGCCAGAGAAGUUUUCGGUUCCUGAUAUUUGGAUCAAGCCCACCGGUCAAUUCCACUAUAAAUGUAUUGAUAGAUCAAGUAAAGAAAUAAAAUCACCUUCAAAUGGUUAUAUUCUUGUCCAUUCUAAUGGCGGAUUGAAUCAGAUGAAAACUGGGAUAAGUGAUAUGGUUGCCAUAGCAAAAAUGAUGAAUGCCACUUUGGUUCUCCCAUCUUUAGAUCACCAAUCCUUUUGGACUGAUCCAAGUGAUUUUAAAGAUAUAUUUGACUGGAAACAUUUUGUUCAAUACCUGAAAGAGGACAUCUGGGUUGUUGAUCAUCUCCCACUUGCAUUUGCAUCAAUUAAACCUCAUCAACGAGCCCCGGUUUCUUACUCAAAACCUAGUUAUUACAGAGAUCAGAUGUCUUCUUUGUUAAAGAAGCACAAGGUGAUUAACUUCACCCACACCGAUAACCGGCUAGCUAACAACGGUCUUUCCAGUUCUAUUCAAAGACUCCGCUGCCGUGCAAUGUAUGAGGCACUUAAGUUCACAGGAGAGAUUGAAAAUCUUGCCAACAAGUUGGUUAAUAGGCUUAGGGAUGAUAACAUGCCUUAUGUUGCUCUUCAUUUAAGAUAUGAAAAGGACAUGCUUGCUUUUACGGGCUGCAGUCACAAUCUUACCAAAGGUGAAGAUGAGGAGCUAAAGCAGUUAAGACAUAGCGUCCGACACUGGAAGGAAAAAAAGAUUGAUGGUGAAGAAAGGCGACGCAGAGGGGUAUGUCCGAUGACACCAAGAGAGGUAGCUGUGUUCCUCGAGGCAAUGGGGCUUCCUUUUGAUACCAAAAUCUACAUAGUUGCAGGGAAGAUUUAUGGUCAGGAUAGUGUUAAACCACUCGAAGAGAAGUAUCCAAAUAUACUCACCCAUUCAAAUUUAGCAACAGAAGAGGAAUUGGUGCCUUUCAGUAAUCGCCAGAAUAAGCUUGCUGCAGUGGACUAUAUUGUAGCCCUUGAGAGUGAUGUUUUCGUUUUUACCUAUGAUGGAAACAUGGCAAAGGCAGUGCAGGGUCAUAGGAAGUAUGAAGGUUUCCGAAAAACUAUCAGACCUGACAAAAUAAACUUUGUGAAAUUGAUCGAUCGGAUGGACAGAGGUCUAAUAUCCUGGGACGAUUUUUCUGCCAAGGUUAAGCUUCUGCAUGCUAACAGAACAGGAGGAGCAGUUCCCAGAAGGCCUGGAAACUCUGCAAAAACAGAGGAAAGUUUCUAUGCAAAUCCAUACCCAGGUUGCAUUUGCCAAAAGUAAAGCCCUAAUACGGAUAGAGUUUAGAAUUAGAAGAUAGGAUUAAUCUUAAGUUGGAGAAAUGACAAGAAACCAUAGCCUAAGUCAUUAACAGAUUCAAAUUCUACAUAGAGAAAUUUUGUCUGUCAAACCUCAAGCUGGGUCGAGAAUUUUUAACUUCUCAUGCUUGAGCUAAUUGAAGCAAUGGAAGGCCUAAGCAUUUAGAGGUUAGAUCAGAAAAAAUAGCCAUACAAUACUAAAGUGGGGAAUACUAUUACUUGUUUGUUGCAAAGCAAGGGCUAGAGACAGGUUUGUCCUAACUAUUGUACAAAUGAAAAAUGUACUCACUUUAUUCCCACAGAUAGGAUUGUGCAUUUAACAUUUCAUCAUAAAUUCAUACAACUUCUAGUUCACCGAUCUUUGCCUACAAAAAAAUUGAUGUAUGCUUCAGCUGAACACAAAAAAUUCAACCAUUUUCUUUGUAAAGGAAACACAAUCACAGUCAGAGAAACUUACAUCACUUUG